UCCUCCGAGGCCACUACCUUGAUUCCGUUAUCAAUGCCUGGAGUCGACAAGUUUGUGUUUGUUGGAGACCAAAAGCAAUUGAGCAGUUUCACCCAAGUAUCCAACUUGUCGCUUUCGCUCUUUGAAAGAGUUCUUUUGAACGGAACAUACCAAAAGCCACAUAUGUUAGACACCCAGUACAGAAUGCACCCUCUGAUUAGUGCAUUCUCGAGACACAAGUUCUAUAACGAUCUCUUGAAGGAUGGAAUCACUGCUGAACAAAGAACAAUGAAUCUGAUCGAUAGACCGGUGAUGUUCUGGGAUACUCAAGGUAAGUGUUCAGAGGAGCGGGUUAGGAUCAGAACCAGAGAAGACAAUGGGUACACGUACUCGAACCCCGGAGAGAUCUCCUAUAUCGUUGAUAUUCUUCAAAACUUGAUCUAUGAUAAGCAGGUGGAUAAGUCGACCAUUGGUAUCAUUACUCCAUAUCGGGGACAAAGAGACUUGAUAUCCAAAGUAUUGUCCGAAAACGAGCUCAUCAACCCCACGAAAGAAGAGAUCAAAGUGGACGUAGAUAGAGAUGAUAUUUACAAUGACUCCAAACCCGUGACUAUUCACACAGUUUCAGGAAUCAUGAUAGCUUCUAUCGAUGCGUUCCAGGGUCGUGAAAAGGACUUUAUUAUCUUUUCGUGUGUGAGGUCCAACGACACCCGCAAAAUCGGGUUCUUGAAUGACGAGCGUAGACUUAAUGUUGCCAUCACCAGAGCUCGGUACGGACUUUUCCUUAUUGGAGACCACCAAACAUUGGACCAAGACCCGCUUUGGCACCAGUACUUGGACCAUUUGGGCAGUCGCGAAUUCAUCAACCGCACCGAUCUGGUGGCAUUGUCCAGGUGAAGAUUGAUAUUUAUAGAACCCAGGGUUACAACCUUGGGUAAUGUAGGGCUCGGGCCGAAAUUAUAGAUUCGGUCACUAUAUACACAGUUCCUGCUUACGCACCUGAUAGAUUCAGACCCACAAGGAAUACGGGUGCCAUGAUGUUUAUUUAGGAUAUUUCAGUAGAAUCCACCAUUUUUACAAAAAUCGUAUCAUCUGGUAUCUUUAAAAAUAUGUUAUGAGUGAAAGAGACGUCGGGGAGAGACGUCAGGAAGAAACAUCAGCAAAAAACGUCAGCAAAAAACGUCAGCAAAAUACAUUAGGAAGAAUCAAUGAUCCUGGUAGCUUUGAGGCUCACCUAUGGCUGGCACAUUGAGCCACCACACAAAGCUUCAUGAACUCAUCGUAAUAAAUUCUCGUUUAGGAAGUAUUAUUCCAUUGCCCACAAAUAAACCCGAAGAGGAUUUUGAGAUAGACGUGUCGAGCCAACGGUCGCUUGGAGCGUAUCACAGGGGCCAGGCUCGGCGGGGAUGCAUGUAAGGUUGCACCGCGGGCUCCCUAUUGGUGGUAGUAGGUUAGUGGGGGCUGCAUUAGUUGCAGCCGGCUCUUACGCGUGAGUGAAUUUUAAGGGGGAAUGCCAUAGGCGAAAAACGAGGAAUAGACGGCUUUUACUGGAUCAGACAGCUAGAAACGCGUACAUAUAGGCCUCAAGUACCACAUCAACUACGCGGCAGUCCGCGUCUAUGUAUUAAUAGGUUGCCU
Molecule: messenger RNA, 1617 nt
Organism: Yamadazyma tenuis ATCC 10573
Lineage: Eukaryota; Fungi; Ascomycota; Pichiomycetes; Serinales; Debaryomycetaceae
Source: RefSeq, a predicted model, not a curated record